AUGGUUGCCAACGACCGGGGACAGACGUACAUUGAUGUCUCCUCCGCCCUGGUGGCUCUUUCAACGGCGAUUGUAGCUGUUCGGAUCGCGGCACGAUGGGUCAAGUCGACUUUGGGAUGGGAUGACUAUGUUAUUUGUAUCUCAAUUGUGAUUGCGUAUAGCAUGCUGGCAGAAGCCGUCUUUUGGGCCCGAGAUGGCGGGCUUGGAAAGCACCUGUCAAGCCUAAGUAUGGAGGAGAAGAUCAUGUUCCAGAAAUGUUUCUUCGCCAACGAGAUAUCGUACACCCUCCUCGUCCCAUCCAUCAAAAUAUCCAUCCUCCUCCUCUACCGACGCAUCUUCCCGAUUCGCAAAUUCCAAAUCGCUAGCUGGAUCGUUGGGGGUCUUGUAUGCUCCUGGUGUCUCGCGGUCUUCAUAACCGUGAUGCUCCAAUGCCGACCGAUCUCGUUGAACUGGGAUAAGUCGCAACCGGGGACGUGUAUAGACGCGAAACAAUUCUUCUUCGGCAAUGCAAUUUCUAAUCUGCUCAUUGAUGUGGUGAUUCUUAUGAUGCCGAUUCCGAUGGUUCUGCAGUUGCAAUUGCGGACGUCGCAGAAGUUGACUAUAUUGGGUAUAUUCUUACUGGGCGGAUUUGUCUGUGUCGCAAGUAUCAUGCGCGUCGUCACCCUCAAAAUCUUUGAAAGUAACGAUACUUCCUGUAUGUCUGUCUCUUACUCCCUAUAACACAACUAGCCCCUAAAAAGAAAGCAGACUCGGUAAUGGAAGCCGCAACAUGGACCUUCGUCGAGCCCUGCGUGGGCAUCAUUUGCGCCUGUCUGCCAACUCUGCGCCCGCUAGUCCGCACACUAUGCUGCGACAUGCACUGGAGCAGCAAGGACUCCGAGGGAGCACCGGGGCCGAAUUACAGAAUGCGUCGGAUUUCGAGUUAUGCCAAACGGCCUGCCGCAGCGCAAGAUACAUUGUGGAGUCAGGAUCGCUUGCAUGAUGAGUAUCCGUUGACAAAAGCAGAGACGGAGUCAGGGACAGGAGUACAGGUUCGAUCGGGGGGGUCUUAGAUUCUGUACGUUUACGAUAGAUCGCUUUG
Aspergillus melleus is the source of this 1081-nucleotide messenger RNA. RefSeq lists its product as uncharacterized. Bases 1 to 720 code for a protein of 239 amino acids. Lineage: Eukaryota; Fungi; Ascomycota; Eurotiomycetes; Eurotiales; Aspergillaceae. The record is from RefSeq and is a predicted model, not a curated record. The transcript has 4 exons.